Messenger RNA from Closterium sp. NIES-65, 2184 nucleotides. Lineage: Eukaryota; Viridiplantae; Streptophyta; Zygnematophyceae; Desmidiales; Closteriaceae. The record is from the annotation of a GenBank genome assembly.
AUGAUCCGAUGUGGCUUGGAGUUGGCAUUCACUGUCAACUUCACCUUUGCUCUCAAGCGCCACUCUGGUAGCGCCGGGCCCAGCGGCUUUGCGUUUGUGAUUGCCGCAACGGCCAAGGCAGGGAAACCAGGUGGUGUGGGGUACAGCGGGAUGGGAGCUCGGAGCAUAGCCGUUACUUUCGACAUCAAAGAGAGUCACCAGCGCGUGGGGCUGAACAUGAAUGGUGAAGGGGAACCUGUGGUGUCGAAGGUUUCACCAUUCAUGUUCACGGAUGGCAAUUCAUACACGGCAUGGGUGGAUUAUGAGCCUGGGGAUCCGGGCACCUUUCGAGUCUUCUUGGCUAGCUCGAACGAAAAGCCAGAGGAGCCGCUGCUGCUGCAGAAGGGUGUGUCGCUUUGUGCUGUGCUGCAGCCGCGGGUGAAGCAGCAGCGUGCCGCGUUCUCGUUUGGGUUUACGGUGUCUACUGCUUUCCAGCUGCAUGGCAUUCUCUUCUCCGCUGUGCAAACAGGCAAGGCUAUUCUGGGCAGGCGCCCCUUCAUCCAAGGUCGUUCAGACCAAGGAGCAAGACCGUGCCAUGCCUUUCAACCACUACCCAUCCACAUCUCCCUUCAUCUCCACCCCUUCCCACCCCUCAUAGCCCUCGGCUUCUCAUUGUCAGAGGCCACAUUUGCACCAUCUCGAGCCAGUCCCUUUUUGCGCUAUGUGAGUGCUGACUUCAAGCUGUCGGCCACCAGAGCGGACUCGUGGAGCAUUCGUGAUUUCCACACGUGGGACAAUGUGCCCUUCCUCAACUGGCCUGUCAAGAACCAAAACGACUGCAAUGCGUGCUGGGCGUAUGCGGUGGUGGCGAGUGUGGAGGCGGCAUACGGCAUUGCAAAGCAGCAGAGCGCUCCCCGGCUGUCAGUGGAGGCACUCUUCGCCCUCAUGGGGCUCACUGAUUCAGACAAGUGCUCUGCUGGCGGCUCCCCCACCCAGGCUUUUGAGACGCUCACAGCUCUCGAUGCUGCCAGUGGUCUCACAAGGGACAGUGACCUGGCAACAACACAUCCGAUGCAGGCGUUUGAACGAGCGCGGUUCAAGGGGUAUGUGGGGCUCAUGCUGGCCGUGCAGCGGCAGCCAGUGGUGGUUCACAUUGAGGCAUCUCCAACCUUCAUGCUGUAUGAUGGGACGUUCAAGUACCAGGAUCCUGGCGACCCCUGCGGCCAGAGCAGCUACAAGGGCGAUGGGGAUUCGCAGCCCAGCAUGAACCCGUGCGGUCGCUUCCAGUGCCAGGGGACGACAGACACCACCAACAUCUGCACCUGCAACAUUCCCACCGCUCCUGUGCAGCCCUUUGUGGAGGUUGAGAAUGGAUACGGCUCCAACACAUGUGCUUAUGAAGUCUCCAAGCUGCAGGGGCCAGAGCCACCCUCCCACCCCAGAACACGUGUGGCAGUGGACGUUUGUGGGUCAGUCUUGGACGUGUGUGGGUCAUACUUCAAGAACCCCUGCUACGUGGGAGCAUGCAUCAACGAUGGCAAGGGCUCCUACUCCUGCGUCUGCCCUCCCAACCACGUUCAGAGCACAACAAUUGACGGCUUCCCCACCUGCGAUCCAACCAACACCACGACCACCACAAUGACAGGCAUUGACUGCAGCCAGCCGUUGCCCAAGGGCAGUGUUCUUCAGCUGGAUGGUACUCCUGCCACACCCUGCACUGCCUUCUUCUACUCCCUCAACGGGGACACCUGUGCCUACAUCAGCAGACCGCUCAAGUUCACAGAACUUGAUCUCACCGCACUCAACCCCGGCCUUGACUGCUCCAAGCCCAUCAAAGCCGGCAGCUCCGUGUGCAUUGAGCGCAGUGCUGCCUUCGCAUUCACCGUACCCGAGUGUGUGAGAUACGGCACGCUCACACCUCAAGACACGUGCGAGCGGCUGCUUCAGAGGACAGGCACUUCACCAGGAGGUGUCAGUGCCAUUGAGAAUCAAUGGGCUGCACUGUACCGCAACAAUCCUGGCCUCACUUGCUCUGCCACUAUCCCUUCCUCUGCCUCCGCUGUCGGCAGCAACAUUGGUGUACAGGUGAGGACUGUGAGGGCUGGGGGGAAACCCUCUGGGAUGGGGGAGCACGGAAUGGUGGGCAAAAAUUUGCCUGACAGCAGAGUAUUGGUCGUUCACGAUGGGGAUAUGCAAGAAGGGUAG